Molecule: messenger RNA, 4659 nt
Organism: Engraulis encrasicolus (European anchovy)
Lineage: Eukaryota; Metazoa; Chordata; Actinopteri; Clupeiformes; Engraulidae
Gene: rbms1b
Product: RNA-binding motif, single-stranded-interacting protein 1
Exons: 14
Coding region: 248-1507 (419 amino acids)
Cellular component (GO): cytoplasm; ribonucleoprotein complex; nucleus
Molecular function (GO): mRNA binding
Source: RefSeq, a predicted model, not a curated record
UCAGCUAAACAAACGAGUUGGACGGUCGAAGUUGGGACAAUUUGUGGAAUAUAUCGUAUUCUUUCGUCAUUAACUCUAUUCAGAUUGAAGAUUAGCUUGAAAUAGAUUUUUGAGACCUAACAUAUAUCUCUAUGUUGUAUAGAGCCACAUUUACAACUUUACUAAGCGAGACUGAGGAGACGGUAAAAUCAAGUCAGCCAGAAAUUCUGAAAGGAACUCAAUCUAUUGGGAAAUUCGGUGAAAGAAGAUGAUUUUUGCUAAUACUGGAAAUCCUUUGAGGAAUACACAUCGUAAUAAGCAGCCCCCGACAGGCCCCUCCUCGCACCCCAUGGCUCCCCCCAGCCCCAGCACCAACAGCAGCAGCACCACCAACAACAGCAGCAGCAACAGCAGCACGGCGGGCUGGGAGCAGCUCAGCAAGACCAACCUGUACAUCCGGGGCCUGCCCCCCAGCACCACGGACGACGACCUGGUCAAGCUCUGCAGGCCGUAUGGCAAAAUCGUAUCCACAAAGGCCAUCCUGGACAAGACGACAAACAAAUGCAAAGGCUAUGGCUUUGUGGACUUUGACAGCCCAGCCGCCGCCCAGAAGGCCGUCACAGCCCUGAAGACCAGCGGGGUGCAGGCCCAGAUGGCUAAGCAACAAGAGCAGGACCCCACCAACCUGUACAUCUCCAACCUGCCGCUGUCCAUGGACGAGCAGGAGCUGGAGAACAUGCUGAAGCCCUUCGGCCAGGUCAUCUCCACGCGGAUCCUGCGCGACUCCAACGGUGCCAGCCGUGGGGUGGGGUUCGCCAGGAUGGAAUCCACAGAGAAGUGUGACGCUGUGAUUAAUCACUUCAACGGCAAGUUCAUUAAAACUCCACCUGGAGUCCAAGGCCCCUCUGAGCCCUUGCUGUGCAAGUUUGCUGAUGGUGGGCAGAAAAAGCGCCAGAGCCAAAACAAAUAUGUCCAGAACGGCCGUGGGUGGGGACGCGAUAGCGAGGCCCGACUCGCCGGAAUGACUCUGACAUACGAUCCCACCACAGCUGCUAUGCAAAACGGGUUCUACCCAGCUCCAUACAGCAUUGCUAACAGGAUGAUCGCACAGACAGCCAUGUCUCCCUACAUCUCACCUGUGUCCACGUACCAGGUUCAGAAUCCAUCCUGGGUGGCUCACCAGCCCUACAUCAUGCAGCACCCGGGAGCGGUGCUAUCGCCCUCUAUGGACCAUUCUCUGUCACUGCAGCCCUCGUCCAUGAUGAACCCCCUGACGCAGCAGAUGAGCCACCUCUCCCUGGGCAGCACGGCGGGAACGGUGAGCCACAGACCUCUGGGUCGGAGCCCACACCACACCUCCACCACCACCGCACGGUACAUGGCUGCCAAUACAGCUAUGCAAGGAGCCUACAUCCCACAGUAUGCGCACAUGCCCACCACAGCCGUCUCCGUGGAGGAGAACAGUGCACAACAACAGGUGGAGUCAUCAGGGGACCAUUCCCAAUACACCUACCAGCAAAACAAGUGAUGAGGAGCUAUGACUGAGGAAGAAGCCCAAGGGAGUUGUUUGGGUUGGUGGAGGAGUUGGAGAGGGGAGAAGAUGGCUGAAACAAUCAUGGCCUCCUGAGAUGAUUCUGACGUCUGGACACAGCACCCGCGUUGCACAGGUUUCAAACAGUGACUCAAAACUCUGACAGCAUUUUUUUCCACUUGUGCAAAACUGUGUAUGAUUUGAAAUUCAUCAAAGGAUGCUAAUUCUGACAAAAAAAAAUAUUGAGGAGGAAGAAAAAGGAAAAAAAAGUUCUAUUUUAUUAUUAUUAAAAAAAGAUGUUUUUUUGUUUGUUUGUUUUUUACUUUCAAUCGUCACAUGAAUUUGCAAAGGACUCUGGUGGGCAUGUGACACGGUGUCUAAGAUGCAUGAGAGUAACAUUAUCUGUUGUUCAUAAUUAUUUUCUAUGACUUUUAAUUUUUUCUUUCUUUUUCCUCUUUUUUUUGUACUAAAAAUAGAUGUGUAUGUGUGAGUGUGUGUGAGAGAGUGGGUGUGCGUGUGUGUGUGUGCAUGUCCGUGCGCGUGAUCAGAAGAGUUUUUAGCCAGACACCCUGAAAAAAAAAGCUGUUUUUGUGCUUGCCGUGUGAUUGAUUGUUGCUAUGGUGAUGUGUUACUUGUCUUUGCUUGUGAAGUGUGUUUUUGUCUAGAUUUUUUUUGUUUUUGUCUUUUUUUCCGUCUUUAUCAUACAAUUUGCCUUAAAUUUUUUCACACUAUAGCUGUACAGGCAACCUCUGGAGCUAGCAGAAGAGCAGGAGACAGCAGCUUUAAAAUGCUCUUGCCUUGUAGAUCAGCAGACUUAGGGCUUGUCUAUAGGAUUUUAGCUGAGCAGACUCGCUGUGGUUUUAACUUGUCAUUGUUUUUAAUUUCUCUCCUUUUGAUUUGUGUAGUGUUCUUCUCUUUUUUUAGAUGAUUGAUGAUGAUUCGUGUGUUUGUUGCUUUGUGUUUUUAAGUAUGUAAUAUAAUGUAAUGUUAAUAUAAUCGGGAGACCUCUUGGCCUUCUGGUUGUUUGAAUGUGGUAGAAGUUCUGCUGAAAGAUCACAUUUGAAUCUUGCCUUUCUAGAUUACUUGGUGUUGUAGAUUUAGCUUGACUUUUUGGGGUAGGGGAUGAGGGUUCACUUUGGUUUGGAGACUUUUUUUUUUUAAAAAGAGGGAUCAUCCUCUUGUCAUUUGGCGCGGGCAGUUUUUUUGUUUUGUUUUUUCUUUCGAGUGUUUUUAAGUUGAGAUGUAAAUCAAACUUGGUCGUGUGGUUUUGUAACAGAGCCUUCCAUUGCACCCUCUGCAAAAAGUUCAGUGGAGCUAAAGAUGAAAGUAGAGGAGUAUGUAGAUUUUAGAGCAUCUAAAGUUUCUUUUAAUAGGAAGCUAAAAAAAACUUGGCACUUUCAACUGAAGUUUACUUCACCAAAGACAGUGAACUAGUAAAUAAUGGCAAACCGUGAGAUUGGGUUAUUGUGCAUUUUUUUCCUUCUUCUCGUGAAAAACAGGAUAUUAUUAUACACUUUUUACAGGCCUCGGUCGCAGUUUGGAGAAUGUGCCUUUUUUGUACAUUUGCAUUCAGUCGUCUGUAGUUGGAGAGCGAACACAAACACGGGAGGAAGCGCAUGACUGUAGGUCUGGAUCCAACAAGUGCCAUGGCAGUUUCAUCACUACAGACACUAAUGUUAUUAUUCAUAACAUUUACGUGUAAAGGAAACCAACACAGAAGAGAAGAUGGUUUAAAAACUGAAAUAAAAAAGAGGGCAAGGAUGAAUUUUGCAAAGGCAUCAUGCAACAUUAGUACCACAAACAAAGAAAAAUCUAUUCAGGCAUGAUAAGACUUCUCAACAGCAACAACAACAAAAAAGCUUUCAACAUUAAGUUUGUCUUCCAAUCUUCCAAAAAAAAAAAGACUGUUUUAUUUUUUUAUUUCAUUUUUUUUUACCUGGUGGUCGAACUGACCGGUUAUAUCUACCUCAGAGUUUCUUUUUUUCCUCUCCUCUGUUUUUUUUUUGCCGGCCGGGUUAGCAGGUCCAGCCCGGUCCCUCAGACCAAACGGCGCGCUCAGGAGCUGGCCCAGACACAGCUGUUUACUUUCAGGUCGUUAUUUUUAUUUCCUUCUACCUUUUUUGUUUUGAUUUGUUUUUAAAUGAUUUCAUUCGUGUUUCUCUCUUUCUUCAAAGUUUUUUUUUUUUUUUUAAGAAAACGUGAUUGAUGACAUACGUAUAUUAUUAUCAUUAACAUUGAGGAACAUUGUGCAUUGAGCGUGGGUUUUUUUCUCCUUUCAUUUUUUUUGUUUCCUAAAAAAAGGUUUGUGUCUAGACAUUCAGUUUCAUCGUUUCGAAAACUUCAAAAACCAAUGAGGAAGAGGAGAGACAUACUGCUGCUUAAACUCAUGAAAUGAACGACGUAGUAUAUAGUAUCUUAUCCCAGUAGCUGAAUGAAGUCCAGAAUCCAGAUUGAAAGGCCGGCAGGGGCUCUGAGAGAGUUGUUGUGGUAUUAAGUGCAUCUGUACCCGUUUAACAUCCUUGUCGCUUUAUCCGAGUCCUGAAGACUUUCCAGCUCCCAAAGCAGAGAAGAAGAGAAGCGGCCACUGUGACUUGACAUACUUGAGAUUUCCGUGUUUUCCCAGCGACUGAAAACAAAUAACUUCGAAAACAAAAGUGAUGCUGUUUGAGUUCUUGCGAGGGUUUUGCUGCUAGUAACACCUGAACCAAGUGCCAUACUGCUUCUGGGAGAGAGGGAGAGAGAGGGGGGGGGCUCGUGAGAAAGUUGGAUACACAAAGGCAUAUGUACAAGGAAGAAAUGAUCAUUAAAUUAAACCACCAUGUUCUCGACAGCCAUUAAGUUAUAAGAGAAAAAAAAGUAAUAAUUUAUGAAGCAAGAAGUUUUGUACAGACUGUUUGAAGAAAUAAAAGAUUUUCAUAGAGAUAUCUAUAUGAGAGUUAAUUUUUUAUUUUUUUGUUUUACAUGUGCCACACACUUGCCAGUGGUAACUUGUAUGUCCGGUUCAAGAAAAGGAAAAAAAAUACUUCCUCUUUACUUUUGUUUUGUAGUGUUUGUUAAAGCCAAAAAAAUACUUUUUUCCAGUAGAUUGUUACUUAAGCUUUAUUUCUGUUCAAUUCUUUGAAAACCUUUGAAUAAAAACUUCAAUUGAA